CCCAAAGUGGAUCAAGAAACCGCCCCCCUGUUUGGAUAUCUUUGGUAACAGGAAGUAGAACAGGUGGAGCUGAUGAAGAGGAGGGUGAAUAUUGUACUUAUAGGUCAGUCUGUGAGUUAUCAAGGAAAAUUUCACUGUCACAAAUGUAGAAGGAGGAAAGUGGAGAGAAAACAGCUGCAUUGGUAGAAAAAAUUCAUGUGGUGGAAAAAUAAACCUCAUCUAUCAUCUCUGACAGAUAAAUCUGAGGUUCAUGUGUUGAAUAUUUAUUAUGUCUCUUUAUGCGCAUAUCAUUGAACAUGUCUGUUUCCGCGGAGUUGUGAGGGAAUCCUUCCGCCAUGACGCUGCAGCUGCAGUAUUGCAAACACCAGCUUGGCUGGUAACAGUCAUGUACCACCCGCUCCAGGUAGCUCCUGUAAAAGCAGCAGGUAACUGGUCUGAGCCCGUCAGAGCCGAUGGAAGAGCGGAUUGGCUCGUCUCAGCCCGGUCUCAGUGCUCCUCCUCUCCACCGCUUGUUGCGGAGGUGUGUGCGCUCACGCUGAUGAAGUUGUGGACAGUAGGACAUCCAGAACGUCCAGAGAUGGAGUCAAGUAGAUGCGGCCCGUUGGCGUCUUAAAGAUCUAUUGAAGGACUGACGGUCGUGUUUGUGGCGUUUAACUGGGAGACCAAGCAUACCCAGCACUAUGCGGUGCAGUUAUGGCAGACAAGGGUAAGACAGUGGUGAGGACGCUGGAGGAUUUAACGCUUGAUUCUGGUUAUGGUGGAGCCGCGGACUCGGUCAGGUCGUCCAGCGUGUCGCUGUGCUGCUCCGACACGCAUCAGUCCUUCCCGCAUGGGGGCAACUGCUGGCAUCUGACGGAAUCCAUGCACAGCAGACACAACAGUUUGGACACGGUCAACACCGUCCUGGCGGAGGACACGGAGAUUUUGGAGUGCUCGGGUCAGUGCGCCAAGCUGCCCGAGCUGGAGGACGUGCCAUGGAGCCUCGGCGAGGUGGAAGACGCACUGAGGAAAGACAAGGAACUGAUGGUGGGAGACCCACCGCCGGAGAUUCUGGCGCGGCUGUCGGCUCUUAUCAGCCGCGCUCUGGUGAGGGUGGCCCGGGAGGCGCAGCGGCUCAGUAUGCGCUACGCAAAGUGCACCAAGCACGAAAUCCAAAGCGCCAUCAAGGUGGUGUUCUCGUGGACCAUCUCCGUGAACUGCAUCACGGCGGCUCUGAGCGCCCUGUCCCUCUACAACAUGAGCAGCGGGGACAAGUUCAGCCGAGGCAAGUCGGUGCGCUGCGGGCUGGUCUUCUCCGUGGGGAAGUUCUUCAGAUGGAUGGUGGACAGCCGGGUGGCCCUGAGGAUCCACGAGCACGCCGCCAUAUACCUGACCGCCUGCAUGGAGAGUCUAUUCAGGGAGGUUUUCAGCCGCAUCCUGCGCAGCGCGCUGGUGGAGAGGGACAACGGGAUCCCCAAGUUUACGCUGGAUGCAAUGGAGCAAGCCAUCAACAGCGACUCGGAGAUCUGGGGUCUGCUGCAACCCUACCAGCACCUCAUAUGUGGGAAGAAUUCAAGCGGUGUGCUAAGUCUGCCGGACAGUUUGAACCUCCAUCGGGAUCAGCAGCGCUCCGGGAGGGGCAGUGAGGGCCACGGAUACACCCAAACUGAGCUCCGCACCCUGGAACAGUCAUUGCUCGCAACCCGGGUGGGAAGCAUUGCAGAGCUGAGUGAUUUGGUGUCCCGGGCCAUGUUUCACCUCCAGCCUCUGCACAUUAAGAACCCCAGCAACGGGACUCCAGUCCACCAGCACACCAACACCACAGUGACCUGGGAGCCAGAAGCCCUCUACACAUUAUGUUACUUCAUGCACUGCCCACAGAUGGAAUGGGAGAAUCCCAACGUUGAGCCCUCCAAAGUUACCUUACAAACCGAGAGGCCGUUCUUUGUGCUGCCUCCACUGAUGGAGUGGAUCCGGGUGGUGGUGGCCCACGCUGAACAUCGGCGAAGCUUCUGUGUGGACAGCGAUGAUGUGAGGCAAGCGGCCAGGCUGCUGCUACCUGGGGUGGACUGUGAACCACGGCAAAUGAAGAUGGAGGAGUGCUUCUCUACUACCAAGAAGCUUGAUGCAGCCUCUGCAGAAGCCAAGUUUCUGCAGGACCUGGGAUUCAGGAUGCUGAACUGUGGGCGGACGGACCUGGUCAAGCAGGCUAUGAACCUGCUGGGGCCCGAUGGCAUCAACAGCAUGAGCGAACAGGGAAUGACCCCUCUCAUGUACGCCUGUGUCCGUGGAGAUGAGGCCAUGGUCCAGAUGCUGCUUGAUGCAGGAGCCGACGUCAACAGUGAGGUGCCAAGCACAGUAAACAAGCACCCGUCAGUUUAUCCUGAAACGCGCCAGGGGACGCCACUCACUUUCGCCGUGUUAUACGGACACAUUCCUGUUGUGCAGCUGCUGCUGGAUAACAGAGCUAAUGUGGAAGGUGCCCUACAGGGCGGCGGGGACAACUACACCGAGACGCCGCUCCAGCUUGCUGCUGCCGCCGGUAAUUUUGAGCUGGUGAGCUUGCUUCUGGAACGAGGUGCUGACCCGAUGAUUGGGACCACGUGUCGUAACGGCAUCUCCUCUGCCCUGCUGGGAGACAUGAACUCAUACAGCCUGGCAGCAGCUCAUGGACACAGGAAUGUAUUUCGGAAGCUUCUGUCCCACUCAGAGAAGGAAAAGGGGGAUGUGCUGUCCCUGGGGGAGAUCCUAGCCGAGGGUUCUGAUCCAGGGGAGAAGAGGCUGGCUCCCCAGGCCAACUGUGGAGGGACGCUGCGAACAGGAAAGGCCAGACUGGGGGCCCUGAGAGAGGCCAUGUACCAUAGUGCAGAGCAUGGCCAUGUGGACAUCACCAUAGACAUCCGCAGCUUAGGUGUUCCCUGGACGCUGCACACCUGGCUGGAGUGCCUGCGCUCCUGCUUCAUCCAGAACCGCCGGCCGCUGAUCCAGGGCCUCCUCAAAGACUUCAGCUGCAUCCAGGAAGAGGAGUACACAGAGGAGCUGAUCACGCAUGGCCUGCCGCUCAUGUUCCAGAUCCUCCGGUCCAGCAAGAAUGAGGUGAUAAGCCAGCAGCUGUCAGUCAUUUUCACGCAGUGCUAUGGACCUUUUCCCAUCCCCAAACUGACGGAAAUUAAGAAGAAACAGACCUCACGCCUGGACCCCCACUUCCUGAAUAACAAGGAGAUGUCUGAUGUCACUUUCCUGGUGGAAGGGAAACCCUUUUAUGCACAUAAAGUUCUGCUGUUUACAGCUUCACCCAGGUUCAAGACCCUGCUUCAAAACCGACCAGCAGCAGAAAACACCUGCAUUGAGAUCAGUCAUGUCAAGUACAACAUUUUCCACCUGGUCAUGCAGUAUCUGUACUGUGGAGGCACUGAGUCCUUACACAUACGCAACACUGAAGUCAUGGAGCUCCUUUCUGCAGCCAAGUUCUUCCAGCUAGAGGCCCUUCAGAGACACUGUGAGAUCAUUUGCUCCAAGAACAUCACCACUGAAACCUGUGUGGACCUUUACAAACAUACUAAGUUCCUGGGUGCUUUAGAGCUUACAGCUUUUAUUGAGGGCUACUUCCUGAAGAACAUGGUGUUGCUGAUUGAACUCGACACCUUCAAGCAGCUUCUGUAUGAACCUCCUGCUCCAGAGAGUCCUGCAUCCAGCCCUGGCAACUCCUUCGAUAUCCUUAAUGAUCUGGAGAAAACUCUGGCCACUCGCAUCCACUCCAUCCACCUCUCCACUUCUAAAGGCUCCGUGGUGUAACGCCAACCCUCUCGGAGCCUUUAACCCAGAUUCAUUAUCUACAGUAGCUAGCAAAAGUAUUUCACUCCACUCUUGGCAUUCUCCUGUCUUUUUGCUUACAACCCAAAAAUAAAAUGGAUUUUUUUUUUUUUAAUUUACACAAAACGUCAAAAUUGAGGUAAAAUAAACAAUUUUUUAAAAAU
Molecule: messenger RNA, 3956 nt
Organism: Melanotaenia boesemani (Boeseman's rainbowfish)
Lineage: Eukaryota; Metazoa; Chordata; Actinopteri; Atheriniformes; Melanotaeniidae
Product: ankyrin repeat and BTB/POZ domain-containing protein BTBD11-A
Exons: 17
Coding region: 694-3774 (1026 amino acids)
Molecular function (GO): protein heterodimerization activity
Source: RefSeq, a predicted model, not a curated record